Molecule: messenger RNA, 807 nt
Organism: Aspergillus affinis
Lineage: Eukaryota; Fungi; Ascomycota; Eurotiomycetes; Eurotiales; Aspergillaceae
Product: oxidoreductase, short-chain dehydrogenase/reductase family
Exons: 6
Coding region: 1-807 (268 amino acids)
Molecular function (GO): oxidoreductase activity
Source: RefSeq, a predicted model, not a curated record
AUGAUUAUCCAACCCGGUAAAGGAACAGCCAUCCAAUCAACAAGGCCAGAACUUAUUGGGACGUUCAUCCAAUACGUCGGAUCCGGAAAGCUGAAGGGCCAAAAAGUUCUUAUCACCGAUGGAGAUUCCGGAAUUGGCCGCACCGUCGCAAUCCUCAUGGCGAAAGAAGGUGCCGAUAUCACGAUUGCGCACGCCCCCGAGAAGACCGAAGAGGCCGAAGACACGAAGAGAUUGAUAGAAUCAGAAGAUCGGGUCUGUCUUCUCGUGCCGGGGGACUUGUCGAAACGGGAAUAUUGUCGGAGGGCUGUAGACGCACAUAUGCAUAGGUUUGCAAAGCUAAACGUUCUAGUGAAUAAUGCAUCCAGACAAAACCUGUACCGGGACCUGUCACAGCUUGUCCACGACCGGAUAGGACCAAUCUUCCAAGGCAAUGCCGUCCAGAUGAUUGCCAUGGCGAAAUAUGCGCUGCCGUUUAUGUCGAGGGGCGAUUCCAUCAUCAACACCACCUCCGUCGUUGACGUCCGCGGUGCAGAUUCCAUGGCCGAUUAUGCGGCCACAAAAGGUGCCAUUUUUGGUUUUACGCGGUCAUUAGCGCCGCAAUUGAUUCCGAAGGGUAUCAAAGUUAACUGUGUCGCACCUGGGGUUAUAUACAAGCCCGUACAAAGAAGAACUGAGAUGGAGGGUUGGAGAUCGUCUAAUUUUCUCGUUCGAAUCGUUGAACCGAGUGAGGUUGCAACUAGUUGCGUCUUUUUGGCUAGCGAGAAGGCUUCGCUUUAUUCGGGAUAUAUGUUUCCUUUGAGUGGGUAG